Messenger RNA from Pipistrellus kuhlii (Kuhl's pipistrelle), 3290 nucleotides. RefSeq names its product G protein-coupled receptor 176 (gene GPR176). The coding region runs from base 605 to 2131 and encodes 508 amino acids. Gene Ontology annotation, molecular function: G protein-coupled receptor activity. Lineage: Eukaryota; Metazoa; Chordata; Mammalia; Chiroptera; Vespertilionidae. Gene Ontology annotation, cellular component: plasma membrane. Gene Ontology annotation, biological process: G protein-coupled receptor signaling pathway. The record is from RefSeq and is a predicted model, not a curated record. The transcript has 3 exons.
GGAGCCGAGGGCGAGGCCAUUGGGGAAGACUCAGGGCGUCCUGCCCAGGCCGUGGGCGCCGUCGGGAGCUCGGGGUUCCCCUCGAGGCUUCGACCCCUUGGCUUGGGCUUUGCGCAGGUUUCCCAUCGCCAUCCAGCCUCGAAGCCGGCAGGUCUGGAAAACGGCUUCAGCCCAAUGGUCUCUUCCCUCUAAGGAGGGGGCUGAGCCGGUCUGAGGAGGCGACUGGAGAGGGAAGCCCCGACCCUCGGGGGCUUGGAAGGAGCAGAGGGCGGCAGGGGCGGCGGGAGCGGGGAGUUCCCUCCCUUGAGCAUCCCAUGCCUCCUCCGUUAGGGCUUCCCUCUCCGCCGAGCGGGCUCUGACCGCGCCGCCCUCAUGUGGGCGCUGACGGGACCCACGAGGGAGCGGGCAUGGGGCGCCGCCUCGCCCUCCUCCCUCCCCGCCUCCUAGGCGAUGCGGAGUGGUGAGGGGACCCGAGGCUGCCCCGGGCUCUGCAGGUCUCCUCCCGGCCCCCGCGGGUUCCUCUGCGCGCGGGGCAGGAGAGCCUGACGCGGGGCUGCGGCGGGCGGCGGGCGGGAAGCGGGCAGAGCCGGAGCCCGGCCUCGCCAUGGGGCACAACGGCAGCUGGGUGCCCCGCAACGCCAGCGAGCCGGCGGGCGCCAACCGCAGCGCGCUCGGGGAGCUGGGCGAGGCGCAGCUGUACCGCCGCUUCACCACCGCCGUGCAGGUCGUCAUCUUCUUCGGCUCGCUGCUCGGAAACUUCAUGGUGUUAUGGUCAACUUGCCGCACAACCGUGUUCAAAUCUGUCACUAACAGGUUCAUUAAAAACCUGGCCUGCUCGGGGAUUUGUGCCAGCCUGGUCUGUGUGCCCUUCGACAUCAUCCUCAGCACCAGCCCUCACUGUUGCUGGUGGAUCUACACCAUGCUCUUCUGCAAGGUCGUCAAAUUUUUGCAUAAAGUCUUCUGCUCUGUGACUAUCCUCAGCUUCCCUGCCAUUGCCUUGGACAGGUACUACUCAGUCCUCUAUCCUCUGGAGAGAAAAAUAUCUGACGCCAGGUCCCGGGAGCUGGUGAUGUACAUCUGGGCCCACGCGGUCGUGGCCAGCGUCCCGGUGUUUGCGGUGACCAACGUGGCCGACAUCUACGCCAUGUCCACCUGCACCGAAGUGUGGAGCAACUCCCUGGGCCACCUGGUGUACGUCCUGGUCUACAACAUCACCACGGUCAUCGUGCCGGUGGCCACGGUCUUCCUCUUCCUGAUACUGAUCCGGCGGGCCCUGAGUGCCAGCCAGAAGAAGAAGGUCGUCAUCGCCGCGCUCCGGACGCCGCAGAACACCAUCUCCAUCCCCUACGCCUCCCAGCGCGAGGCCGAGCUGCACGCCACGCUGCUCUCCAUGGUGAUGGUCUUCAUCCUGUGCAGCGUGCCCUACGCCACCCUGGUGGUCUACCAGACCGUGCUCAACGCCCCCGACACGUCCGUCUUCUUGCUGCUCACGGCCAUCUGGCUGCCCAAAGUCUCUCUGCUGGCAAACCCCGUGCUCUUCCUGACCGUGAACAAGUCUGUGCGCAAGUGCUUGGUGGGGACCUUCGUGCAGCUCCACCACCGGUACAGCCGCCGGAACGUGGUCUGCGCGGGGAGCGGGCUGGCCGAAGGCAGCCUGGAGCCCAGCGUGCGCUCGGGAAGCCAGCUCCUGGAGAUGUUCCACAUCGGGCAGCAGCAGAUCUUCCAGCCCGCGGAGGACGAGGAGGAGAGCGAAGCCAAGUACGCCGGCUCCGCUGACCUCCAGGCCAAGGAGCUACUUGGGCCCUGCCUGGAGAGGGAGCAGGGGCCGCUGUCUGCGCCGCCUGUGCCGCCCCUGCUGGGGGCUGUGGACUCUCUAUCCCAGGGGGCUUCAGCAGCCCCUGUGGAACCUGAGACAUUCCCUGGCAAGUAUUCCCUGCAGUUUGGUUUUGGUCCCUUUGAGUUGCCUCCCCAGUGGCUCUCAGAGACCCGAAACAGCAAAAAGCGGCUGCUGCCCCCCUUGGGGAACACCCCGGAAGAGCUGAUCCAGACAAAGAUGCCCAAGGUGGGCAGGGUGGAGUGGAAGAUGAGUAGAAACAAUAAAGUGAGCAUUUUCCCAAAGGUGGAUUCCUAGCAGGGAUUGAAAAUCCCCGGAGCAGCAGGGAGCUCCCCCACUCCAGUCUGCCCUUCACCUGGCCCUGUGAUGUGUAUGAUCUCAUUGCAACCAGAACGGGUUGACUUUUCCUGUCUGGGCCAGAUGCUUUUGAAUGAGAGGGAAAUCUAUAUAAAAUUAAUGUCUCUCUUUUUUUUAUUUUUUUUUAUUUUUUUUUUUUAUUGAGGGAGUAUAUAUAUUUAUCUCAGUGAUUCGUGUCCUUAGUAAAGUCCAUGUCCCUCUUUGUGGAGACAAAAGUUGGGCAUUGUGGACCGGGUCUUGGGGUGCGUACCCCAUGUGUGUUUUCUGGGGAUCCUCAGUUCUCUGGGUCCAGCAGAGAAUACGCGGAGAGAAAAAGCAUCCAUCCAUGAGCUCAAAGGAGCAGGGCCACUCCGAGGGAAGCCCAGAUAACUAUGGAGUGGUGUGGGCACAAAGAAAAUGCCUGUUUGAUGGACGUAAGAAUGAUUGAUCUGCACCUUCAGGGAAGACAGGGACUUGGCAUGUGACAGCUUUUCUUUGGAAGGCCUGAUCAUAUGCCUGGCAGUUUCUCCCGAUGCCUAUCAGCCCUUGCACCGGGAUGUGGGUAAGCAAUGGCCCUUCUGCCCCCAUCUGACAGACACGGCAAUAGACGUGCCUCGUGGUAAGUGAGACGAUCUGUCCUUGGUUAUCCUGACGUUCCCAGGCCUUGCUGUGGCCUCAGAAAGACACAUCUGCAGUUUUGGUUGGAGAACACACCGCAAGCUCUUUACUAUGUCUUUCCCCCCCUUAUUUUAUUUAUUUGUUUUCAACAAAUGAGGGAGAGAAGAAAGACACUAGUCUUGUCCACACACUAGUCUUUUCUCUUCCCAAUUGAUCUCACCUGAAAGGUGCUACGUAUCAGUCGUUAGAAGUAAAGUACAUUGAAAAAAAGUGAUCUCAUGCCAACUUUUGUAAUUCAGAGGCAAUUUUAAAAUGCUAAGUCAGUGUAAACGGGGUCCCCUGCAAACAUCAAGCUGACCUGCUUGAUUAGGAAAGGUGGUUCUGCCCAAAAGGGUGGGAAAGGCAGACAGAAACCCUUCCGAGGAGGGCUCCAGACUCCGGCUGGCCAGUCUCAUGUGCAGUCCGUGUAUGCAACUGUGAUUUCUCCCUUCACGUUGGCCAC